Messenger RNA from Protopolystoma xenopodis, 848 nucleotides. Lineage: Eukaryota; Metazoa; Platyhelminthes; Monogenea; Polystomatidea; Polystomatidae. The record is from the annotation of a GenBank genome assembly.
AGAGUGCUGAAGAGAAUUCUAGAAGGCUUACUAAUAAAUCUACAUUGGUGUUACCGGUACUUUCUUCGUUAAAUUCCGAGUUUUCAAAACGUACAUUAGCUGUUGCUACUUGUCCAGAAUGUGGAUUGAUAUUUUGUUCUCCCGAGUGCUUAUCUCUGGCAAUGCGACUUUAUCAUUCAAUUAUGUGCAUGAAGAGUAAUUUAAAUAGUGAUCUUGAACCUCUUAACAAGCUGGAACUCGUUUGGAGGCAGACUCAUUUCCCUCCAGAAACGAAUACAGUUAUGCUACUUUUGCGGAUCGUUGCGAUGAAUUUGAUUUCGUACUUUAAAAAGGACACACUUGCGGCAGAAAGAGUCUCUGCUUUAUCUAAUUUUGUUUGCGGAUGCGUUUCCGAAAUUCACUCCGAUGUUUUACCGACACCUGCUUUAGUCCAUAAAAUGUUAGGAGAAAAGUUCUACAAUCAAUUAGAAAUGAUUCAUCAGGCCUUUAUUGAGGCUAUUAGUUUUCUCCUCUCUCAAGUUGUGUCAGAUAUGCAAAUAGAUUCUGCAAUGUGCGAAAUUGGUCUAGGUUCUAUCCUUACUCGUGAUGGUUUCUGCACUGCCUUGAGCCUGCUUGGAAGAAAUGGGCAAGGAGUAGCCACUAGUCCACUCAGCCAGUGGGUGAAAAUGGUCGAAGAACAAUCUAAACUGCAUAUUGAGGCAAAUGUUUCCUGUGCGACCAAUGCUUCCCAUAUUCAUUCAUUUAUUGAUAAGCUCUACAGUGACAUCGACGACCACGUUGGUCCUUUUUUGGACAGCGAGGGUGUGGCACUUUAUCAAUACCAAAGUAGGAUGCUUUUUAUUGUCAUA